AUGUCGUCUGAUGACGAGCCCGACAACCCGGUCCCGACGAAGAAGCGCCGUGUGCAGCGCGCUUGCGACUGGUGUCGGCGGAAAAAGCGCGCUUGCGAUGGGUUGCGGAUGUCCGAGAAGAAGUGCACGAACUGCGUGGAGAACGGGCUAGAGUGCACCUUCGCCGGCGCGGAGACAAAGCGCCGAAGCUACGUCGAUGUGUUGGAGGCAAGGCUGGAGCUGACGGAGUCGUUAUUGCGCAAGUUGGGCAACCCGAAUGCGAGCCCCCCCGUCGCUUGGUCUGCCUCCUCUCCAAUAACCACCCAUAAAAGCACGUCGAUCCCCGCACCACCCCCACCAGGUCCCGGCGUGGAACUUGCGGCACUGACAAUUCGUUCGAUGAACACCCCCACACCCGCGCCACAUGAGGAGGAUCUCGCGCAUAUCGAGCUUACGCAGGACAUGGAGGAGCUGUCCAUUAGCCAUCAUCGGGAGCGGUUUCACGGGAAGAGCAGCGGUGCAAUGCUAGUGAAGGCAGCUGUGUUGGCGCGCGAGGGGUACGAGGAGAAGGAAAUGCCCUGGACGUCGAGGAGGAUGCAUUAUUGGACGUAUAAUCCGGCAAAGGAGAAGCUUCCGCAUGUUGGGCCAUUCGUAUUCCCCCCGCCCGAUCUCCUUCGCGCCCUCAUCGACCUCUAUUUUACCCACCAAAACGUGUACUUUCCCCUCCUGCACCGGCCCACAUUCCUGCGCUCAGUCUUCGACGACAAUCUCCACACGACAGAUGCGUCCUUUGGCGCUGUCGUUCUCCUCGUCUGUGCAAUCGGCGCUCGAUACUCCGAGGAUGUCCGGGUCUGUCCGCCAGGAGCCGAGCCACUCAGGGUUGGCUGGGAGUUUUUCGACCAAUUACCCUUGAUCAUUGACCACCUCUUCGUUCGGCCCACGCUUUACCAUCUCCAGUUCUACUGCCUCGCGACGACCUUCCUUGAGUUCUCCACGCCUGCCUCCUGCUGGACACUGAUUGGAAUCGGCAUCCGCCUUGCGCAGGACGUUGGCGCCCACAGACUUCAGAACUUUGGGCCCGGAGCGAAGCCGACGAUCGAGGGCGAGCUGUGGAAGCGCGCGUUUUGGGUGCUCGUGUGUAUGGACCGCCAGGUGAGCAUGUCAUUGGGACGGCCGUGUACGACGCAGUACGAGGAUUUCGAUGCGGAGCUGCCGAUUGAGGUGGACGACGAGUUUUGGGAGGGGGAGGGCGAACAGGCGGAAACGGGGACGUUGGCGGAGGGAGAUAAAAGCCCCGAAUCGCAAAUGGGUGGAGAGAAGAAGACAGAUACGCCGAGCUCUGUGGUUUCGUCGACAUCAUCCUCCACGGGGAUUGAGCCGGGCUCGGGUAGCUCGCCCGAUGGUGCUGGCAACGACCCCGGAAAGAGCAAGGGCAAGGGGAAAAGCAAGCCCGCUCCGUUUACGCAGCCGCCCGGCAAGCCGAGCACGAUCACGUUCUUCAACUGUCUGAUCAGGCUGAACAACAUCCUGGGGUUCAGCCUGCAGCUACUUUACGGGCUGAGUAAGGCAAAGGCGCUGCUUGCCCAUCGCGACGACGCGUGGGAGGAGCACAUCGUCGCGGAGCUCGACUCGGCGCUGAACGGAUGGGUCGACUCCAUUCCCGCUCACCUCCGGUGGGACCCCAACCGGCCGCGCACGCCGCAAGACGACGUGUUCUUUGACCAGUCGGCGCUGCUAUACUGCUCAUACUACACAGUGCAGAUGACGAUUCACCGGCCGUUUAUACCUGCGGUAAGACGGAGUGGAGCACCGACGUCACUCCCGUCUCUAGCAAUAUGCACUAACGCUGCGCGUUCCGCCAGCCACGUUAUCGAGACGUCUCGACUGCGGAAAGGAAACACGCCCGUGCCCGUUUUACUGGGCCCGGCAUUCACGGCGGGUCUUGUUCUCCUGCUGAACGUGUGGAGCGGGAAGCGGACGGGGCUGCCGCCGCAAAUGAACAGCGCGAUAUUUGAGGUACAUAAAUGCAUGAAGGCGAUGCGGGUGUGCGAGGGUCGGUGGCAGAGCGCCGGUCUGUUCUGGGAUUUACUUUAUGAGCUCGCGUCAAUCGGGCACCUCCCGCUGCCUAUUCCGGCGACGCCACAGAAUGCGGGUGUUCAGCCCAUUCAAGUUACCCAGAAUGACGAGAACGACAACGCGGACGUUGCCGAGAUGUACCUCCCGCCGACGACGACGUAUGGCCCGCCUCCCGCGGGCUAUCCAUAUCCUGACGCAAACAAUGUUGCACAACCGCAGCAGUCGCACCCGCGCGUCAAUACGCACAUCCUCCCAAUGCACGUGAUGGGCCAGGGCAUGGCGGUUUCGAGUUCGGUGCCAGAGCAAGGCGCCCUCCUACCGCCCACGGUUUACAUUCCACUCGCGGCACAAGGGCAGAGGCAGGCAGGCUAUGCAGCGCCGUUGCCGCGACCCGUGACGGGCAGUGGGAGCGGGAGUCAGCAGCGACUGCUGGGCCAGCCUGUGUACGGUUUCGGCCGCACCAUCCCUACAUAUACGUCUGAUCUCGGGCGGCUUCCGGUCUUUCAUCAUCAGCAGGAUCAGCCGGGCCUGUCGCAACAAAGCUACAACCAGUAUGGGAUGUAUGGUGGGUUUGACGGGGUCGUAGCGGGGUCGGGUUCUGCCUCAAACGCAGCCGCGGCACCAUCGUUACCUUCGCAGACUACCACUGACUAUGUGCCGCAACAUGAGUCUGCGGCCGAUCCCGGGUUAAGCUUGGGAACAGCGAGCAGCACGAGUAGUUGGUAUCCUGCGCAGACGUCUGCCGCGCCAUUCGGCUUCCCAGACUUCAAGUUUGCUGCUGCGAGCGGCCCGUCCGCAGCGCCAAGCGGUGCGGCCGGCUUGGGGCUGGGAAUGUCGGACAGCGAGAUCAUGGCGCUCUUUGGUGAAGACGCGCUUGCGUUUGUCGAGGGGCGCUCGCCGGUGCCCCAGGCGGCCAAGGCUGAAGCGGCAAGUGCCAGCGCUAGUGGGAGCGGGAAUGUGAAUGUGGCAAUGCCCGAUGUGGAUCUAACCAACGAGGACAUGGUAAUGUGGGCGAGCGCGCCGAUGGGGCUAGAGGUGGACGAUUGGAGCGAGUACUUUAGUGCAUUGAGCGGGUUCCCGCAGACUUCGGCGGGUGGAGGGAACACGUAA
This is a messenger RNA of Mycena indigotica, 3165 nucleotides long. Its product is annotated as Zn(2)-C6 fungal-type domain-containing protein. Bases 1 to 3165 code for a protein of 1054 amino acids. Gene Ontology annotation, molecular function: DNA binding; DNA-binding transcription factor activity, RNA polymerase II-specific; zinc ion binding. Gene Ontology annotation, biological process: DNA-templated transcription; regulation of DNA-templated transcription. The transcript is spliced from 12 exons. The record is from RefSeq and is a predicted model, not a curated record. Lineage: Eukaryota; Fungi; Basidiomycota; Agaricomycetes; Agaricales; Mycenaceae.